UAAAUAUUGCUUCCACUGCCGAAAGCCUCAAUCCCCUGGGGAACCAUUAUCCCCUUCCAUUGUCCCUCACUAGACAGAGAGCCGACUAACCGCUCGAGGAGGUAUACAAAAGGGAUACAAUCCCGCCCCUGCUUUUCAUAGCAUGUACCCUGACUCCCGUGCUUACGAUAAUGGGUCAAGACGACGUUCAUCACCCAACCUGUCCAUUCUGUCCUUUUUCUGAUCCUGAUGAUACCUUUGUUGCGCAGCAUGUCGAAUACUGUCAUCCUGAAGGUGGCGGACAAACCGAGCCUCCAUCUGGAGAAAACGGGGAUGAAAAUCGACCGACUCCCAGAUACCAACAACCACAAAUGCCAGAUGAUGAAAACGUGUAUAUCAAAUGUCCACACGGCUGUGGUGAGAUUCUGCUAUCUGCUGAGAUCCCAUAUCACCUUGAUAUGCAUGCUGCAGAAGAGAUGGCAGUUGACGAUGCGCCGUCAAUCUAUUCCAAACACCCAGUGACGGUGAGCAAGGUCCAGAACCCCGUUCUUCCACGGUCUCAUAAUCGGACGGGCGAUGACGAGGCUCUCGAAGAUCCUUGCAACGUUUCAGCGGGGCCUGGCCCAUCCUCAACAGGAAACGAGGUGACGAGCCCUCUGCUAGCCAAUGCGUCACUUCCUGGAAGUGUGAAAAGACUUGGACGUGCAGAACUGGGACCGUACGCUCAUGAAAAACGAAUGCCGGCAUGGCUUCGGAGACUACUAGAACAGGGCGCAAAGAAAACUCAAUCCAACAUCAUCGGCCCUGAUGGCAAGCUUUCAAAAUUAGAGACAACUGAUAACGAGGCCAGCAAUGUGAUCUCAGUGCUCUCGAAGCUAUGCGAACAAGAUAAGUCUGUUCAGCGAGCUUUUUUCUGCAGUCCGAAUGUCCGUCAAAUUUCCAAGAUGCCAAGGGAAGGCGGUUUCUGUGGUUACAGGAAUAUCCAGAUGCUCAUUUCGUACAUUCAAGAAUCUCAUAUCUCCGGUCAUGAGCAUUUCACUGAGACGCUACCGACUAUUCUGCAGCUACAGGAUAUGAUCGAAAGUGCAUGGGAUAUGGGAUUCAACAGCUACAUUGGCACGCCAGAGGCACAAGCUCUAUUUCUGAGUCUGGGCAUAGAUUGCGAAGCAAGUAGCAUCGGAGAAACCAGAGAGAUGCGUGCCCACGACGCCUUGUACGCGGCUGUCGCCGCCUAUUUCCGUUGCGCAUGCUCCUUGGAUGGAGAUGAUAAAGUCUUUUUGACCAACUUACCCCCAUAUAUCUGCAACACCAUGGUACCGUGUCACUCUUUGACCAUCGUUGGCUUCGAAAUCCGGGGUGACGGAGGUGCGAAUCUUUUGGUCUUCGAUCCAAUGUUUAAAAUCCCUCUGGCAGUGAGGCGACUCAGUGGACCAAAAACAAUAGCAUCUCUCGAUCCAACGAAGGUCCUAAAAGCAUAUCGGCGCGGUACUACCUAUUUGCAGAAAUACAAGGUGUUUGAGCUUCUCAAACUGCGCGUUUCUCAGCCGUUGCCUUCAAUUUGAUUGAAUACACCCGAGUUUAUUGGCGUUUUCUUACUCGAUGUGGGAGCGACCAGGGAUUAUCAUAACCAAAUUCCAGACUGCAUCCUAUGGCGCGGGCUCGAAUAAUGCUAUUUCAGCAUAUACGGAGUAAGAGGACCCGUUAUUACAUUAGCAGGCCCUCCAACAUACUUAAAUAACGCUCCGAGACCUUUUAAUGGACAUAGAAAAGCAAGGGUGGUAUUUCCCAGAUGACUAUUUUCAUCAUAUGCCAAGUGACUCUUUGCAACAGAGUUCGUAUGGCAUAAAGGAUAUUAAUCAUUAAUAUUGACUAUUUCAGAGAAUUGUUAUCAGGGUUUAGAGAUUUAAU
Messenger RNA from Aspergillus novofumigatus IBT 16806, 1887 nucleotides. Its product is annotated as C78 family peptidase. Bases 171 to 1541 code for a protein of 456 amino acids. The transcript has 8 exons. The record is from RefSeq and is a predicted model, not a curated record. NCBI's taxonomy places the organism in Eukaryota, Fungi, Ascomycota, Eurotiomycetes, Eurotiales, Aspergillaceae.